CAUCACUAGUUGGGAUGCGCCAUGCCGACCACCCGCUUUGGCGCAACGCCGUCCGGUCCAUCGCGCGCGCGGGGACCAGCUAUGUGCCUCCAAAGCGCGACUACGUGGGUGGUGCCGGCUUGCAGCUAUGCCGCAAGCGGAUUGACGAGGGAUUGACGGGCGUCAUGUCGAGCUGGAAGCGCCACGGCGUGACGAUUGCCAGCGACAUGAUGACCGACAAGUGUGGCAGGCCGCAGGCGAAUGUGAUGCUGGUCAAUGACACCGGCGCAGUGUUCGUCGAGAGUAUUGACUGCAAGAUGGAGAAAAAGACCGGGGGAUACAUCGCCCGGCUCCUCCGGCCCAUCCUGCAAAAGGUUGGGGUCGAGAACAUCGUGGCAUUCUGCACCGAUGGCGGCAGCAACUACCACAGCGCCUGCCGGCUCCUCAUUGCAGAGAAUCCGCGCAUCGAGCAUGUGCCGUGUGCGACGCACGUGCUCGACCUCCUUAUGGAGGAUGUGGGACGGCAGGCUUGGGCCAAGGAGGUAGUGGGGCGGGCGAGCGAGCUCAUCAACUACACCCGCAGCCACCAUUGGACCCGACAGUAUCUCAGGGGUGUGGACGGAGGGAAGGGGCUGCAGAUGCUGAGGCCGGCGGGGACCAGGUUUGGGACGCAGCACAUUGCUGUGUCCCGCCUGGUGGAGUUGCGGUCAACGCUGGUGACCAUGGUGCUCUGCGAUGCAUGGAAGGCGGAGUGGGCGGUGGGCCCAAAGAAGGCAGCUGCAGAGACAUUCCACGACCAGAUCAUGGAUAAGGACUGGUGGCCAGCGGCUGAGCUCUUCAAGAGGCUGCUCCUGCUCCCGUUCAAGGCCAUGAGGGCGACGGAUUCGGCAACGAAAGGGAUGAUGGGCCGCAUCUAUGAGCUGAUGCUUGAGCUCACUGCCAUCAGUGACCGGAAGUUGGUGAAGGAAGGAAGUUAUUCCAUGGAGGCGUGGUGGGAGUGGCACGGCACUGACCACCCCUUGCUCAUGGCCCUUGCUUGCCGAGUGCUAACUCAGCCGGUGUCUGCAUCCAGCUGCGAGCGCAACUGGGCGGUGUGGGAUACUGUCCACACCGCCCGACGCAACCGGCUGGGUUCAGAAAAGUGCAAGGAUCUGGUUUACGUUGCGCACAACUGGAAGGUUGUGCACAACUGGCACAUGGCCGACGAGGGGGCGGGGGUGGUGUCCGCGUAUAUACGCUAGCGUAUAAUACGCUUGCGUAUAU
Closterium sp. NIES-67 is the source of this 1242-nucleotide messenger RNA. NCBI's taxonomy places the organism in Eukaryota, Viridiplantae, Streptophyta, Zygnematophyceae, Desmidiales, Closteriaceae. The record is from the annotation of a GenBank genome assembly.